Branchiostoma floridae (Florida lancelet) is the source of this 1872-nucleotide messenger RNA. Its product is annotated as arylsulfatase B-like. Bases 271 to 1710 code for a protein of 479 amino acids. The record is from RefSeq and is a predicted model, not a curated record. The transcript is spliced from 15 exons. Lineage: Eukaryota; Metazoa; Chordata; Leptocardii; Amphioxiformes; Branchiostomatidae.
AACACGUCCUGUGCCUUGUACAGGACGGUUUAAAGCGUCCUUGGAAGUUUCUGUGCCUUGUACAGGACGGUAGUAAUGACGUGUUGACUAACACGUCCUGUGCCUUGUACAGGACGGUUUAAAGCGUCCUUGGAAGUUUCUGUGCCUUGUACUGGAUGGUAGCCAUGACGUGUUGGCUAACAUUUGUUUUACUUCUGGAGAGCCAGCGUUGUUAUGUAACACACACAAACCCAGCGAAAGAUAGUUAGCACCUGUGGAAAAGUGGUCGAAAUGGCUGCUGUUCUUCUCUUGGCGUUUGUGGGGUGUUUCUUUGGACAUGGGGCGGCACAAGACACCGCCAAACCGCAUAUACUGCUCAUCGUGGCCGACGACCUAGGAUGGAGUGACGUCAGUUGGAACAACCCGAAUGUGGUGAUGCCGAAUCUGCACACCUUGGCAACUACUGGUGUCAUUUUCAACCAGACAUAUUGUCAGCGACUCUGUACACCCUCCAGGACUGCCCUUCUGACCGGAAAAUUUCCUUAUCGCCUAGGAAUGCAGAGACCUAUACGUCAUAAGAAAGCCCAUGGUCUUCCCUUGGACGAAGAACUCCUCCCACAAAAGCUGAAGAAACUGGGAUACGCAACACACAUGAUUGGAAAAUGGCAUCUUGGUUCCUGUAAGUGGGAAUACACACCUACAGAACGCGGCUUCGAUUCCUUCUAUGGUUACCACCACGGAGGAGAGGACGUCGACUACUAUACACAUAUGUCAGACGGUGGCCUGGACUUUUGGGAGGGUAAGACUGCGAUCAGCGACCAAAAUGGCGUUUAUUCAACGGAAUCAUUUGCCACACGUGCUGAAAACAUCAUCAGUCAACACGACCCCAACACUCCACUCUUCCUCUACCUGCCGUUACAGCCUGUGCAUACUCCUCACCAGGUUCCUUCUAGCUACCUGCAGACCUUCUCGACCAUCCAAGACCACAACAGGAAGUCCAUUUUGGGCAUGGUGGCCGCCCUGGACGACGCCAUCAAGCGGGUCACGGACGCACUGCAGGGCAAAGGAUUGUGGAACAACACACUCACCAUUUUCAUGUCGGACAACGGGGGAGAUUACCUCGAUGGACAAAGUAACUGGCCUCUCCGUGGCGCAAAGGGGACAGUGUGGGAGGGAGGGACCCGUGUGCCCGCCUUCGCACACGGCAACAUGCUGGAGAGGACAGGAUACACCUAUCACGGAAUGAUGCACGGUGUGGACAUCCUCCCCACUCUCGUGUCGGUGGCAGGCGGAACUGAGGACGCUGGGCUUGACGGAAAGAACAUGUGGCAGAGUAUCUCUACUGGUGCCGAAUCACCGAGAACUGAGUUUGUGUAUGACAUAGACAGUAGGCAAGACCGUUACGGUAUCAGGGUUGGGGACUACAAACUGAUAGAAGGGACCCCGGCUUCCAAAAACGACUGGUUUGCCCCCGCUGAGAUGCAACAACUGGGCACCCUUACCGAGGAAGCCGAUAAUCAUGACACCGGACUUUUUCUCUUCAACAUUAGAGAGGACCCACUCGAGAAGUCGAACCUGUACGAUGCGGCUGAGUAUGCCCCCAUACAGAGGGCCAUGCGCCACCGCCUGAACGAGCUCAAGCCGGACGAAGUGCCGUUCCCGGACCUUGCUGAUGACCCGGCCGCUGACCCGUCCAACUAUGGCGACGUGUGGAUGCCAGGAUGGUGUUAAGACCCAUCACAUGGUGUUAGGGUUCAUUACAAGUCCGUGGCGUAACCGCCAUGUCACAUCACGUGGCACAGCGUCACAACACGUCACAGGUGUUCCGAAAAAUUAUUUUUAAAUUUCCUCCAUUGCUUCCUUCGGCCAUGGAAUGAAGAAGAAUGAAAAAUG